AUGAACAAAGGUGUCAUAAUGAUCAUGGGUACUUGGGUGAUUCCAUUACAAGCUCCAGCUUUGGCUACUGAUGGCGUUAUUAUGUCUACUGGAAAAUACUGCGAUGCCAAUCUUGGGUACUAUGUGGUCACCAACGUCAACACCACUGUCUGCAUUUGGAUGUCAACAGACAAACUGCAAUACACGGACGCCAGAACUGCAUGUGCUGGUAAAAAGGGAUACCUCUAUUCCGGCAAAAACGAAGACGAUCUCCGUAUGUUCCUGGACAUCGUAACUGGAUACUACGACACUGUGUGGUAUGGACUGAAUGAACUGGCCAACGAGGGGACUUACGUGUUUGAUGAUGAUGCUACAAUACUAAACCGUUCUCAGUACAAAGACUUCUUCUACCCAGGCACUUGGGUGAUUCCAUUAAAAGCUCCAUCUUUGGCUACUGAUGGCGUUAUUAUGUCUACUGGAAAAUACUGCGAUGCCAAUCUUGGGUACUAUGUGGUCACCAACGUGAACACCACUGUCUGCAUUUGGAUGUCAACAGACAAACUGCAAUACACGGACGCCAGAACUGCAUGUGCUGGUAAAAAGGGAUACCUCUAUUCCGGAAAGAACAAAGACGAUGUCCGUAUUUUCGUGGACAUCGUAACUGGACACUACGACACUGUGUGGUACGGACUGAAUGAACUGGCUAACGAGGGGACUUACGUGUUUGAUGAUGAUGGUUCGGUACUAAACCGUUCUCUGUACAAAGAUUUCUUUUGCCCAGGGGAGCCAAACAAUGCUAUACCUGAAGAAAAUUGUGCAAUAUUUUAUACUGGAUAUUCACCGCUUUCAGAUUACGCUUGUAAUAGACCAGCAAAUUACAUGUGUCAGUAUAACGGACAAUCGCCUUGA
This is a messenger RNA of Physella acuta, 888 nucleotides long. RefSeq lists its product as uncharacterized. Lineage: Eukaryota; Metazoa; Mollusca; Gastropoda; Physidae. The record is from RefSeq and is a predicted model, not a curated record.